AUGUCGGUUGCUCCAUACCCACCACCUCGUAAUAAUUACCAUGAACCAAAGAUGAUGCAAACUUCCCACACAUACGGUAAUUCGCCCGCGACAUUCGUGAAAGCACCGCCGUCGAAGACACCCAUCAUCAAGUACACAUAUAUCCGGGAAGAAAAUGGCACAAUAGCCGUCUACCAUCAACCCACCAGGGUGCUGAUGUACCACAUUAUCACUCCAUCCUUGAACAGUCCUCAUGUAUCCAUAGUCGACAAGCACACCUCCGAUGUCAUAUGGAACUCCAGAGUCAUCUCCUCAUCGGAUGUCGGCGGCGCCGAUGGUACCAAGAUCAAACCCACCGCAGAUUGGGAAUGCACAAAUUAUAGCGAUGCACACUUGAAAUCCCAACGAAAUACAUCAAUCAAGUUCGAAAAAUCAUUAAAAGGUUACGUAUGUUCGUGGAAUGGUCGGGUGUUCCUAUGGAAAUUGUAUGGCAGCGGAGGAGAUAUUUAUUGUGUGGAAGGGCUGAGCGGUAUCGGCGAGAGGAUCGCGCAAUUUGAGGACAAAUCGAACACAUUGAUGAUUGAUUUGAGCCGUCGAUUUGCCAGUGUCGAUAACCACAAGAAUAUUGAGGCCAAUUCAGCGGAUUCACUGAAAUCAUUUGAAACCUUCAUCUUGAUGACAGGAUUGAUAGCAAAGAAUUCAGCAAAGAAAUUGCAAUCCAACGUCGUCAAUCGACUGAGCAACAAUUACACUGAUGUCCAUUUGUUUAAUUAUUCUGGAUUGUUUUUAUUUUGUGGCUUGUGUGGAACAUAUUAA
Acaulospora colombiana is the source of this 795-nucleotide messenger RNA. NCBI's taxonomy places the organism in Eukaryota, Fungi, Glomeromycota, Glomeromycetes, Diversisporales, Acaulosporaceae. The record is from the annotation of a GenBank genome assembly.